AUGUCACAAUCACUUAUAAUAUUUGAUACAUCAGGUAAAGUCUAUUAUCAAUAUAAUAAUAAGAUUAAUCCAUUUAAUGAAUUUAUUUCAUCAAUUGUUAAUGAAACUCAAUUAAUUGAAUUAGAUGUCAAUUAUUUAACUAAAGUCAUUAAUAAUAAACGAUUUUAUAGUUAUAAAAAGGCUAAUGUUUAUAUUGCUUUAUAUUUUGAUGCUAUUACAACUUUAGAUAGUGAAAAGAUUAAACAAUCUUUCUUAGAAAUGUUAAAAGUAUUUAAUAAAUUAAAACAAGAAGAUGAUAAUGAUGAAGGUAAUAAUAAAUUAAAAGGGAUAUUAGAUUAUCAAUUCAAUCAAUUGAUGAAAUUGAAACAACAAGAAGUAGCUACUCCUACCAGUGUUAUAGAUAGUGCUAAUACUAGUGGAACUGUUACUCCAAGAAGAGGUGCCAUGGCAGCUGCAGCAGCAGCAGCUCAUAAAGGAUCAUCUAAAAAGAAGAUGAGAAAAUGGGAUGGUGAAGAAAUGGUUGAUUAUUCAGACGAUCAAGCGACUGCUUUAGAUUAUUCUAAAUUAAAUAAUAAUCAAAGUAAUGACAAUCUUACUUCCAAAUCAGAACAAAUGAAAAUUGAUGAUGAUGCAUUUAUUAAAGAUAAUGGAUUGGUAUUAGUUAAUGAAUUAAAUGAAAUCUUAAAUGAAUCAGAUGAGGAAGAUGACCAAACUACACAACAACAACAAGAAUCAACUAAAGUAUCAGGAUUCUUUUCCAAGAUUACAUCAUAUUUAGGUGGUUCAAUUAAUUUAGAAGAUGUUUCAAAGCAAUUUAAUGAUCAUUUAAUUUCCAAGAAUAUUGCUCCACAAACUUCAAGAAUUAUAAUUGAAAAGAUUAAAUCAAAAUUAUCAAAUCAAAAACAUAUAACAUUAGCAAUUUAUAAACAAACUUUAAUUGAAGAAUUAACUAAAAUCUUAACACCAAAUGUUUCAACAGAUUUAUUACAUGAUAUUAAACGAAGGUCAAUUCCUGGUAGUAGACCAUAUGUUAUAUCAGUAGUUGGAGUUAAUGGAGUUGGCAAAUCAACUAAUUUAGCUAAAUUAGCUUAUUGGUUUUUACAAAAUAAUUUAAAUGUAUUAAUUUGUGCAUGUGAUACAUUUAGAUCAGGAGCGGUUGAACAAUUAAAAGUUCAUGUUAAUAAUUUAACUAAAUUAAAUGAAUCAUCAACAACUACAACUUCAAAAAUUGAUAUUUUUGAAAAAGGUUAUGGAAGUGGUGAUCAUGUUGUUCAAACUGCAAAAUCAGCCAUUGAAUAUGCUGAAGCUAAUCAAUUUCAAAUUGUAUUGAUUGAUACUGCCGGUAGAACUCAUUCAAAUACUAAAUUAAUGGCUCCAUUAAAGAAAUUUGGUGAUGCUGCAAAUCCAGAUAAGAUUAUCAUGGUUGGUGAAGCUCUUGUUGGUACUGAUUCAGUUGAACAAGCUAUAAAUUUUAAUAACGCAUUUGGUAAUAAGAGAAAUUUGGAUUUCUUUAUAAUAUCAAAAGUUGAUACUGUUGGUGAUUUAGUUGGAGCAAUGAUUAAUAUGGUAAUGGCUACUAAAGUACCGAUAUUAUUUGUUGGUACUGGUCAAACUUAUACUGAUAUUAAGAGAUUAAGUGUUAAACAAGUGGUUGAAAUGUUAAUGAGAUAG
This is a messenger RNA of Hemisphaericaspora subhashii, 1671 nucleotides long. RefSeq names its product Signal recognition particle receptor subunit alpha (gene SRP101). Gene Ontology annotation, biological process: SRP-dependent cotranslational protein targeting to membrane. Gene Ontology annotation, cellular component: endoplasmic reticulum membrane. Lineage: Eukaryota; Fungi; Ascomycota; Pichiomycetes; Serinales; Debaryomycetaceae. The record is from RefSeq and is a predicted model, not a curated record. The transcript has a single exon. Gene Ontology annotation, molecular function: ATP hydrolysis activity; GTPase activity; signal recognition particle binding. The coding region runs from base 1 to 1671 and encodes 556 amino acids.